This is a messenger RNA of Microbotryum saponariae, 3162 nucleotides long. The record is from the annotation of a GenBank genome assembly. NCBI's taxonomy places the organism in Eukaryota, Fungi, Basidiomycota, Microbotryomycetes, Microbotryales, Microbotryaceae.
AUGAACGACCUGCUCGACCUCGACCUGUCGGCACCUCCGACCCAGCCAGCCUCAUCCUCCACCAGCUCCAAGCUGAACCCCCAAGCCGCUUAUGGCACGCGCAAGACCGCAUUCGACUACCUCUCCCAAGCCGGCCGCCCCUUGUCCAACGAUGCCAGCUCGCGUUCAGUCAAGAGCGCGUCGCCCUCACCUUCACCGCUCUACAGCUCCCGAUCGCCAUCCCCUUUGGCACCCGUCCCGCCGUCCAUCGCGGGAUCCAAUUCGCCUGCUCUGGCUCCAUCACCUCAGAGUGCGAACAGACCCACCACUUCCGCCGACGAUGCCUUUUCAUCCCUCUUCGGUGGCUCGGCUUCGGGCUCAGGAUCCUCCGCGAGGGGUGCUGGUGCAUCUACGACCAACAUGUCACUGGCAGAGAAACUUGCUACGAGUAAUGCGGCUCGCUUUGGACCCGGCGGUGGAACGAGCCCCUUGAACGGGUCUUCGGCCAAAGCAGCGUCAGUCAUAUCGCAUAGUUCUACGAGGCUCGAGUCAAAGACUGAAACCAGAGGCCUUCAAUCCACAGCUCAUCCGAUCCAUGGGACUUUGAUCUACUCGCAAAGGCCACUCCGGCCCCCGUUUCGAGCAAACCGUCCUCGUCCGUGGCACCCCCACUGGACCCUUUCGAUCUUGGGUUCGAGACGACCGCGGCGCCUCCUCCUUCGACCCGAUCACCGGCACCUCGGAAUACAGGCAAGACCUUCGACAAUGAUGACGAUGACGACCCCUUUGGUGCGGGGAUAUCUCUUUCGGCUCAGACUGGCAGCACCACCACAUCCACGGCUCCCACCACAUCCGAAUCCGAUGACUUUGAUCUUUUAGGCGCAUUCUCGCAACCGGCUGCCGUGUCGAAACCUACCCCAGCAGCAAGCCAACAAGCGCCGACACCACCAUCGUCCUCCGCUUCACGAGGUCCGCUUCGACGGAGUGCUUCACCUCCACCUCACAUCCUGGGACAGAUCGUACAGAUGGGUUUUUCGGUCCCGCAGGCCCAAGCCGCUCUCGGUGCGACCGUAGGGCCGAAGGGGGAAUGGCGCGUCGAAGAGGCCUUGGAGGUCUUGAUCGAGCAGACCUCGGGCGGAGGCGCUGGUGGUGCUCAGAACGGAGGCUUUAUCCGUGAGAACGGACCUGCGCCGACAGCACUUCGUCGACCCGUAGCUGUGGACGACGAGGAAAGGGCGAUCCGAGAAACGUCGGUCGUCGGGGAUAGCGGUUGGGGCUCGGACGAUGAAGAAGAUGCUCGACGAAGGGAAAGGAGACGCAGAGAAGCCGAAGUGGACGAUGAUGCUCCUCCACCACGGCCAACAGCUUUGCCGACGGGACGAAGAGCAAGGGAAGCUGCGGCUCGUCAACGGGGUCAGCAGCAGACCGCGGACGAUUCGGCGAACGAUGCGGUGGCUGCUGCGCAACGUCAGGCGAACGAGUUGUUGGCUCAGGCGUCCAAGAUUGGGUUCAGCAUGUUCAAAUCGGCGAACGCGUACAUCUCUGCUGGAAAGGCGCAGUUGCAAAAGGCUUUGGAUGAACAACGAGCCGGUGGAGAAGAUGGACCUGGAGAAGGCGGUCCUUCGGGGGGUGCGGGGAGGAGACCGAGACAGGCCGCUUCGACCGCCCCGCCGGGGAGACCGAAAUGGUGGACCGAAGAGAUGGAGAAGGAGCUUGCGGAAGAGGAGGGACCGCCCUCGGCUGGGACGACGACCAAACCUUCGAGAUCGACCGAGGAGCCACCACCAACACUAUUCCAUGAUAGUGAGGAUGACGAGGUCUUGCCGCAAAGACCUCAACCCCCGGCGGCGGUGAGUCGAGCACCCGUCGCGCGCGCUCAAGCAUCUUCGCCAGCACCGAUUUCGGCGCCUCCCCCAGUGGCUCAGGCCAUGGCGGCUGCAGCGGCCUAUGUCUCACCUUGGCGACGAGCGAAACAACAAGCUCCUCUAGCUGUCGAUGUAGCGUCCAUGCCCCAAGUACCUUCACCACGCGCGCGCACCCCGACUCCCCAGCCCGCCGCAGUCCCUGCUCGUCCUUCUUACCCACCUCGGACCCACGUCCCGGUCUCCCCGGAUGAUUUGGCCACUUCGACCUCGUACAAGACCAAAGGCAAUGACUUCUUCAAACUCGGGCGCUUCGGCGAUGCCUCGGCCGAAUACACGCAGGCCAUUGACGCUUUGCCCUCGGGGACGUUACACCUCGUGCCUUUGCUCAACAAUCGAGCGACGGCUCGACUCAAGGUUGGAGAAGAACGACUUGCCUCUGAGGACUGCACGCUCGCUAUCCAUAUCCUCUUGGCCCCUUAUGGGGGGUUACCCAAACAGGCCGGGGAGAGAGUCGCUUGGGCUGCGCUCGAAGCGGAGACACUGCCGAGCGAUGUCAACCAAUUGAAGUUGGUCGACCAGCUGGGAAAAGCGUUGGGCAAACGGGCCAAAGCGAACGAGGCGAACGAGAAGUGGUCUGCGGCGGCCGAGGAUUGGUCUUUGGCUUUGGCUGCUGGUGGGGAUGUCGUUAAAGCUGCUGGGGGGUUCAAAAUCGUUUCGGAUGGUGUCGCGAGGUGUCGAAAGAUGGUGGCUGGACCUACAAACGCAGAGGCUUCGACGUCUUCGACCGGACCUUCGAAUGCUCGUUCUGCUCCUCUGCCGUCGAGUAGAGCUUCGAAUGCCCCCCCUGCCCGGCCGUUCAAGCCCGUCGUCCAAGGUUCCGGCGAAGCCGUCAAAGCCCUCAAAGCAGCGAACCAAGCCUCUGAAGCCGAAGACGAUCUCCGUUUGCAACUCAAGGACGGUGUCGAUGCCAAGAUCCUCGCUUGGAAGGGAGGCAAGGAACAGAACUUGAGGGCCUUGAUCGCGAGUUUGGAUUCGGUGCUUUGGCCUGAUUUGGGGUGGAAGAAGGUUGGUAUGCAUGAGUUGAUUAGUGAGGCGCAACUCAAGGUUAGAUAUGUUAGGGCUAUUGCCAAGCUGCAUCCUGAUAAGGUGAGUGCUGGUUGUCGGAUGUGUUGACGGGGAAAAUUGGCCAAGCUGACGCGUGUGCGCCUGCCCUGCCUCCCCACAGCUCAACGUGCAAAACACCACCGUCGAGCAGAGGAUGAUUGCAGGAUUGGUCUUUGCUGCACUUAACGAUGCUUGGAACGCUCAAAAGUCAUAG